AUGGCUCUGAUGCCAGGCGAUGACGAGGUUACUCUUCAACGUGACAUUCUCCUUCUGUCUGCUGGUCUGCACUCUACAGCACCUUCCACACCCGUCUCCACACCCGAAGACUACAAAAAGCCUGAAGCCCCAGCCAACUUAAUCAAUGCUAUCGUUGCGCUGCUAACGACUGCGACAACGGUCGGCGCGCCAGAGGAUGAACGUGAUCUUGCAGGAAAUCGGGUCGUUGCUGCCACCGUGGUCUCAAAUGAAGUGGAUCGUAUUGAGGCCUUCAUCAUCACUCGCAAUCCCAAGGCCACCAGCAAGAAAGGGACAGCCAGCAAUCGAGACUAUCGAGUUGAGCUUCUUGGCGGCGACCAGUGCAAGCUCCACAAAAUACUCUUCUCCCCGACUCCCCAAAGGGGAUAUGUCCGGUGGGAGCAACAUGUCAAGGACGUCUUCUCCAUUUUUAACUCUUGGUCUAAGAGUAGCAUGGACUGCAGCACCAGAGAGCUUGCGUUCUAUAUUUUCUUCCUUCGCCGCUGCUAUCCGAAAAUAGUAGCACGAAUGCGAACCGCAGAGCAUCUUUGGGGUGAUCACCCUCUUGUUAUCCUUCACGAAUGGACCUCAGGACACCAGCCAACUACUCCAGAAAGAUUUGAACUUUCCAUCCCAAACUACGAUGAUGGAAGCAAGACAGAGGAAGUGCAUGGUUGGUUGGCCUCGCGCGGUCUUCAGCCAAAUGAAAGCGGUAAAUUUAUUGUUGGUCCAUCGGACACUCUGUGGUGGACUAGUCUUCUGAAGGAAGAAUACGAAGCUUUGAAGGAAUCCUUGGGCAGCGCUCAAGAAGGCCCCGAAGUGCACUGCCUCAUUCGAGCCUUUGCAGCUUUGACACGGAUUCGAGCUCUUGCCUCGUCCAAGCUCUUUGAACGCCUGUUGUUGGCUGUACCCAGCCUCACUGAUCGUUUGCACGAACCGAAUGAUUUCAAAGAUGAAACUGUCAAGGACUUCCGCGUUGGUAAUCGUCUGGAGCGCUGUGUCAAGACACUCGUCUCCCUCAUCCCUUCCAUGGUCCAGGUCAUCCAAUUUUUAAAGUUGAGACUGGGAACAUCAUUCACGGCGUCCUUAAUCAUUUACCCACCUGCCCUCAUUCCUCUCUACAAGCCAGCGUAUCUUGAAGAGAUCAUCAACGGUCUAUCCGGCACUGUUCUCUCUCAGGAUGCCAAGGACUACAUGCUUUAUGGUUCGAAGGUUGCAAUUUACAGCGACAAGAACGUAAAAGAGGCCAAUCCAGCUAUGGAAGCACAAUUCCAACUCGCUCGUGCCAGCGGUAAGGUUGACCGCCUCAGUCAACUACUUGGAUUCGUCAGCAAAGGGAUGGCGCAUUGUGAGGCCAUUAUCAUGAGGGCCGUCUACACCUCAAAGGUCAAUGAUAGCGGCAUGAAGCUCAUUCCUAAUCUCAACCCGACGGGAGAAAUGCCGAUUGGAGUGGGCAAGUGGUGCUGUUGGCUGUGCUGGAAGUUGCACCUGCACCUUAAUUCUGUGAUCCCAUCCAGCCCUAUUGUGGUUUCUGGCUCGCACGGCAUCGUGUACACCUGGGUCACUCCUGCAGGUCUGCCUCUCACUUUUCUCAAGGCCUUGCGAACGGACCUGGCUAACGCGCUGGAUACGGCAGCGAAGAAAGCUCGCAAUGUAGUAACCUCAAUGCAGAGCAGCAUCUGUGGAGAGACUGGCAUUUAUAUCAGUGGUACCAACAAGCAAUUCAAGAAUAUCAUCCAGUUUUACAAUGAAGACUAA
Messenger RNA from Cyclocybe aegerita, 1776 nucleotides. The record is from the annotation of a GenBank genome assembly. Lineage: Eukaryota; Fungi; Basidiomycota; Agaricomycetes; Agaricales; Hemipholiotaceae.